Messenger RNA from Zalophus californianus (California sea lion), 2816 nucleotides. It is a transcript of the gene FNDC5, whose product is annotated as fibronectin type III domain containing 5. The coding region runs from base 77 to 694 and encodes 205 amino acids. Gene Ontology annotation, biological process: positive regulation of brown fat cell differentiation. The record is from RefSeq and is a predicted model, not a curated record. NCBI's taxonomy places the organism in Eukaryota, Metazoa, Chordata, Mammalia, Carnivora, Otariidae. Gene Ontology annotation, molecular function: protein binding. The transcript is spliced from 6 exons.
CGAGCGCCAGCAGUCGCCGAGCUCCGGAGCCGCGUCCCCCUGCGCCGCCCCGGGCCGGCCGGCCGGAGGAGCCGCCAUGCGCCCCGGGCCGCCCCGCGCCGCGCUCCGCCUGUGGCUGGGCUGCGUCUGCCUCGCGCUCGUGCAGGCGGAUAGCCCCUCGGCCCCAGUGAAUGUCACUGUCAGGCAUCUCAAGGCCAACUCUGCGGUGGUGAGCUGGGACGUCCUGGAAGAUGAAGUCGUCAUCGGAUUUGCCAUCUCUCAGCAGAAGAAGGACGUGCGGAUGCUGCGCUUCAUCCAGGAGGUGAACACCACCACCCGCUCGUGCGCCCUCUGGGACCUGGAGGAGGACACCGAGUACAUUGUGCACGUGCAGGCCAUCUCCAUUCAGGGCCAGAGUCCGGCCAGCGAGCCCGUGCUGUUCAAGACCCCUCGUGAGGCAGAGAAGAUGGCGUCCAAGAACAAAGAUGAGGUGACCAUGAAGGAGAUGGGGAGGAGCCAACAGCUGCGGACCGGCGAGGUGCUGAUCAUCGUAGUGGUGCUGUUCAUGUGGGCCGGCGUCAUUGCUCUCUUCUGCCGCCAGUAUGACAUUAUCAAGGACAAUGAACCCAAUAACAACAAGGAGAAAACCAAGAGCGCGUCAGAAACCAGCACACCAGAGCACCAAGGGGGAGGUCUCCUCCGCAGCAAGAUAUGAAAACCUUGUCAGUGCUUGCUCUGAGCAGCUCAGAAGAGACGGUAGAGAAGUGGGAGGAUCUCAUGGUUCUGACGAUGAUUAUCCAACAAACAAACAUCUGGCCCUCUCUGCAUUUCCUCUUCCCUCCCAUCUCCUCACACCCCCUGGCUUAUUGUCUUCUCUCUUGGCUUCUCUCUUUCUGGCGCAUUUUCCUGAAGCCUCUUAGUAACCCCCAUCUCCAGAAGCACGUCGACAGUGUCAGGGGCCGAGGCCGCGCUCAGAGACAGGUCUGCAGGAUGGGAGAGAACCAGCUGGCGGGAUGGCUCUGCUGGGGGUGGACCGGGGGCUGGGGGGACCCAGGGCCUGGCACCCAGUCUUGGCCGCUAAGUGAGUGAGGAUGAAGGCUGGGUUUGAGAAGGCAGAGAGACGAGACACACAGGCAGGGCUCCUCCUUUCCUUCCAUGUGGGACAAGAGCCUGGCUUUUAGGUGGCAGCCCUCCCUUCUCGUGUCCUCCCCCUGUUUCCAACCUUGCAAGAAGUCUAUUCGAUUAGCCCUGGCUGCUUCUCUCAUUUUUUUCCUCCCAGUUUCCAAACAAGCCCUCGGUGAACAUCAUCGAAGCAUGACUGCCUGUCUGCAGGGAGAAGGAUUUCAUUUUUCUUCUCUGCUGGUCUCCAGGUCCAUGGGCACAGGGACAGGGAGGACCGUGGUGGGGGGGAGGCCCAGCUAGCUACACUGUUCUCCCUCUUCCCCAUCCUAGUCUGGUGAAGGAGGCUGAACUACAAACCCAAAUUCUGCAAAAAAAUAAACAAGCCACAAAACUAAAAGGCCUGGCCCCAUUCUGGAAAAGGCAAAGCUGCAUGAGACACAGCCUUCUUUCUGCCUCCUCGCCUCUCCUGGACUGGCUUCCUCUUCGAGAAAAUGCACAAAGCUCUUGGGAGAUGACAAGCACCUAGACUGACUCCAGCGGUGUCUUUCAGACCUAGAGCCAUCAGGGAAGCCAUGGGGCAGGCGCAUGGCUGCCAGCAAGCCUUUUCUGGAUCCAGCUAUCAAGGACUUGUUUGCUGUGUGAUGCACAAUUCGGCGAGUGUGUAAGAUGUUCUGUUUUGUCUCUUUGGAAAACACGACUGAAGGGCUUCACUCCAGAGGGCAGAGGAAUUCCCCGAGCUGAUUGCCUGCAGCCUCUAUCUUCUUUGGCCCUUAUCUGACUGUAACAUCGUUAGUCUGGCGUCUUAAGAAGACGAAGUGGGAAAGAGACCUGGGAGGUGCUGGCCCCAUUUUUUUUAGGAAGAGUCUCUUGGAGUUGGAACAAUGCUGGCUCACACAACUGAAAAGGUAUGUCCACGUGGGACAUCCUGGGGGCUGCUGAGUCACCUGCUCUGGAGUGGAAGCUGCUGGAAGGCAGGCCUGAGCCAUUACUGUGGACAGUCAGAGCAGCCCUGGCCUCUGGGGUCUCCAUAUCUCACCAUCUCAUCCAGGGUUCUGUGAAAGCUACCCAGGGUCCUCAUGUCCUUCCCUAGAGCCUGAGUGGUGUGAGGUAACAGGUCUCUCUCUCCACUGCCCCUUUCUGGUAAACAAAACAAAACAAAACAAAACAAAAUGGUGCUUGAUAAGGGAAAGCAGACUCUUCCCUGGGACUGACAAGUUACGGCUGCUGAAUGCCUGCAGGGGAAGAGAUGGGCCUUGGCGCCUUCCGUUGGUGGUGAAUGACGGGCAUGUGGGAGGACUGCGCCUAGCACAAGCCUGGCACACAGUAGGCGCUCAGUGAAUACCUGUUGAACUGAACGUUAAGAGCAAGUGCCCCCCCCCUCCCCCCCACCAGCCAGAGAGCUGAAAGCCAUCACCCAAUGACCGCCCCUUCCUUCCGGUCUACAAGAGCUCUCCCGGCUAGGUCAGCCACCACUCUGCUUGGCCCGGUGUGGCAGCACAGGAAGGGAGGAGAGACAGGGUAAAAGGCAGAUGUCAGCAAUACUAAGGGCUUCCUCAUGGAAGGGCAUGAGGCUCCACUCAUUGUCUUGUGACUUCCAUCCCUGCUGAAUGGGGCUGCAAGGCCAAGGCUCCUUAGGGGAGAGGUCCUUACCUCUGAUCCAGUUAGAGCAAUAACCUCUUUUUAAAUGUAAAAUAAAAGACAAAUGAAAAGGCACA